GCCUCCGGAGUAGCUGGGACUACAGAUAGCGCUAGAAUUCUACUGUCAUGAGUAGGCUGCAUUUAAUAAUCUUUAAGGUCUUUCCAAGUGCUGAAAUUUCUGAUUCUGCAAGACUUGUCCUUGUUGUGUCAGUAUUGACUUCCUUUUUCCAAUAAAACAGUCAAACAGUUGUUUAGAGUGUACCUGUGGCUUAUGAAAACCAAAGACAACAAGAAGUUAGAGGACAGUGUAAUUCUUAUAAGACACAUAAUGUUAUUUAACAAUUAUUAAAAGCAUUUAAUUUUAUAAGCAUAACAUUCUCAUGCAUUUAAAGCAACAUAAUGAGAAAAUACCAAUUCCACUGAAGCUCAUUAUGAGAACAUUUUCAGAGUUCAUGCUAUGGACUUGAUAUAGAUUAAAUUCUUAUGAGCUUCUCUCCAGUACUUCUAGGCAUAACAGUCUUUGCCUAGACUGCUUUACUAAAGAGCAGGUCAGGUUAUGAAAAAUGUAGAUUUUCCAAUGAGCUUUACUUCUAAUGUAAAUCAUAGAUCACCAAUAAAUGAUUGCAAAGAAAUACAUCCAUUUUACAUCCAGAAAAUUCCCAAGAAUUCAGAAUGUCUACUUUGUAUUGGUGGUUUUCUCUGGAGUUGCAAACACUGAGACUGAAAUCAGUUUCGAAAACCAUGCUUCAAAUAUUCAUUUCAAUUUGCUUUUGUGGCAGUUUUCGUCAAACAACCUGCUUGGAGGUAAUCUAUUUGCAGAGCCUAGGUGGGGCAAAACCCACCACAUUACAUAAUUCACUGAGCAGGUUUUGGCUCCCACUUCACCAAUCCGUCUUAAAUAGUGGCUAGUGCCCUGCAUCUAGCAAUACAUAUGAUCAAGCAAUUUAGCACAGAAAGAGAAAGGCCCCACAACUUGGCAUCCCCGUGGACAUUUAUCUUUGAGAAAAUCAAAUGGAUCCAACUUUUUGCCAGAGUUUAAUAGCAAAGCUGUCACAUUUUACACAAAUAAGUAUCCAGUCCGCCGGCGAAUGGAAAGAGGGGACAGGGAGGAGGCGACCAGAGGAGGUGGGACAGCUGACUGGACUGUUUUCAAAGUGGCUCCCGUUUUUAGGGGAGGGGCUGGGAUGCUCCACAUGGCUGGAGAGACGAAGUAGUUAAAAAUUAUUGCUGGCGAGGGGCUGGAACCUCGGGACGUGGGUAUAUAAGACGGUGCCUGAGCGCAGAGCGGCGGCUGCUGCUGUGAUCCAGGACCAGGGCGCACCGGCUCAUCCUCUCACUUGUCAGAGGCCGGGGAGAGAAGCAAAGCGCAACGGUGCGGUCCAAGCCGGGGCUCCUGCUUCGCCUCUGGGACACACAGUGGACUCCCUAACUUCAAUCCCCAAACGCGCACCCGCGAAGUCCUGGGCUCCAGCCGGCACAUUCAGGCGCUGCACAGGCGCGGCCGGCGGCAGGUUCCGGCCAAAGGCUAUGCGCGCAGGGGUUCGGGCAGCUGGGCUCCGGCUGCGGGAGUAGGGCCCAGCAGGGAGGCAGGGAGGCUGCGGAGUCAGAGCCACGGGCUGCGCCCUAGGCAGAGGCCGCCCUCGCUCCACGCAACACCUGCUGCUGCCUCCGCGCCGCGAUGAGCCGCGUGGUCUCGCUGUUGCUGGGCGCCGCGCUGCUCUGCGGCCACGGAGCCUUCUGCCGCCGGGUGGUCAGCGGCCAAAAGGUGUGUUUUGCUGACCUCAAGCAUCCCUGCUACAAAAUGGCCUACUUCCAUGAACUGUCCAGCCGAGUGAGCUUUCAGGAGGCGCGCAUGGCUUGUGAGAGUGAGGGAGGAGUCCUCCUCAGCCUUGAGAAUGAAGCAGAACAGAAGUUAAUAGAGAGCAUGUUGCAAAAUUUGACAAAACCUGGAACAGGGAUUUCUGAUGGCGAUUUCUGGAUAGGGCUUUGGAGGAAUGGAAAUGGGCAAACUUCUGGUGCCUGCCCAGAUCUCUACCAGUGGUCUGAUGGAAGCAGUUCCCAGUACCGAAACUGGUACGCAGAUGAACCUUCCUGUGGAAGUGAAAAGUGUGUUGUGAUGUAUCACCAACCAACUGCCAAUCCUGGCCUUGGGGGUCCCUACCUUUACCAGUGGAAUGAUGACAGGUGCAACAUGAAGCACAAUUAUAUUUGCAAGUAUGAACCAGAGAUUAAUCCAACAGCGCCUGUAGAAAAGCCUUAUCUUACAAAUCAACCAGGAGACACCCAUCAAAAUGUGGUUGUUACUGAAGCAGGUAUAAUUCCCAAUCUAAUUUAUGUUGUUAUACCAACAAUACCGCUGCUCUUACUGAUACUGGUUGCUUUUGGAACCUGUUGUUUCCAGAUGCUACAUAAAAGUAAAGGAAGAACAAAAACUAGUCCAAACCAGUCUACACUGUGGAUUUCAAAGAGCACCAGAAAAGAAAGUGGCAUGGAAGUAUAAUAACUCAUUGACUUGGUUCCAGAGUUUUAUAAUUCGGGAUCUGUAUAAGGAAUGGCAUCAGAACAUUAGCUUGGAAUGGCUUGAAAUCACAAAGGAUCUGCAAGACGAACUGUAAGCUCCCCCCUCGAGGCAAAUAUUAUAGUAAUUUUUUAUAUGUUUAUUAUUUCACUUACAAAAUAUGCUGUGCUAAUGAUGGAGUGAGACAUGCUUAUUUUGCUAAAGGAUGCACCCAAACAUCAAGCAAAUGAAAUGGACAAUGCAGAUCAAGUUACUAUCAACACAUUGGGAUUACGUGUGUUAGAAGCAAUUAUUUUUAUUUCUUUCACCUUUCAUAAGUUGUAAUCUAGUUAAUGUAAUGUAUAUUGUAUUGAAAUUUACAGUGUGCAAAAAUAUUUUACCUUUGCAUAAGUGUUUGAUAAAAUUUAACUGUUCUAAUAUUUAUUUUUAUGGCAUCUCAUUUUUCAAUACAUGCUGUUUUGAUUAAAUAAAUUUAUUACUGUUAUCAGUGAAAUUCACACAGACACAAAUAGUACCAUGGAAAAAGUUUGUUUUCUAGAAAUGAUUCAUCUUUCAGUUUCUCUGCUUUUGGUCAAAAUUCUAAGAAAUCUCUUCAGAAAUAAGAAGCUAUUUCAUUAAGUGUGAUAUAAACCUCCUCAAACAUUUUACUUAGAGGCAAGGAUUGUCUGAUUUCAAUUGUGCAAGACACGUGCCUUAUAAUUAUUUUUAGUUUAAAAUUCAACAGAUUUUGUAAUAAUGUAACUUUGUUAAUAGAUGCAUAAACAAUAAUGCAGUCAAUUUGAACAAAAGUGGCAUACACAAUAUAAAUCAUAUGUCUUCACACGUUGCCUAUACAAUGACAAGCAGCUCUCUGAGGGUUCUGGAAUCAGUGUGGUCCCUCUCUUGCUCACUAAACAAAGAUGGUUGUUUGGGGUUUGGGAUUGACACUUGAGACAGAUAGUUGCCGAGUUUAUCUAAGUUUCCCUUGCUGCAUUUAGCCUCUAACUAUAUUAGUAUACAAAGAGGUCUUGUGGUUGAGACCAGGUGAAUAGUCACCAUCAGUGUGGAGAUAAGCACAGCACACAGACAUUUCAGGAAGGAAAGGAGCCAUAAAAUUGUGUGAAAAUGGAUUGGAACCCAUCAAUGAUCACAUAUUCAUUGAUGAGAGUUUGCUUGAGAUAGAAAACGGUGGGUCCUUUCUGUCUUAUCUCCUAGUUUCUUCAAUGCUUAUACCUUGGUCUUCUCAAGAGAGUGUUGUAACUGUCUGGUCUUCAUAUGUCCCUGUGCUCCUUUUAACCAAAUAAAGAGUUCUUGUUUCUGAAGAAUGA
Sapajus apella (tufted capuchin) is the source of this 3746-nucleotide messenger RNA. RefSeq names its product chondrolectin (gene CHODL). Gene Ontology annotation, biological process: positive regulation of axonogenesis. The transcript has 6 exons. Bases 1600 to 2421 code for a protein of 273 amino acids. Gene Ontology annotation, cellular component: cytoplasm. NCBI's taxonomy places the organism in Eukaryota, Metazoa, Chordata, Mammalia, Primates, Cebidae. The record is from RefSeq and is a predicted model, not a curated record.